Aspergillus pseudotamarii is the source of this 1048-nucleotide messenger RNA. RefSeq lists its product as uncharacterized. NCBI's taxonomy places the organism in Eukaryota, Fungi, Ascomycota, Eurotiomycetes, Eurotiales, Aspergillaceae. The record is from RefSeq and is a predicted model, not a curated record. Bases 138 to 869 code for a protein of 243 amino acids. The transcript has a single exon.
UACCAUUGCGCAGUCAAUCUUGCUGAACUGACACGCAGGCAGUACCUACAACACAGACUGUUCAAGGCUCAUUCAAUGCCAAUACUAUAUAAAUCCAGCUAGGACAGCACACACGCCGAGAAUUCCACAUCUCUGCCAUGUUACGAUGGCUGACAGAUUCGUACAACAGCACUAUAUCGCCUUCCUCCCGGGCCAGUUACAAGGUUAAAGGCGGUAGCAUCGUCAAACAAACUCGCACCAGCCCCAGAAGCAUGAGCCCAUGGGCUAUCAUCGAAGUAAACUGCGACUUGCAUUUCCUCGGAUACGAUUGGAUUCUUGAAUGGUCGCAGCGGAAUGAAACCGACGAUGAUGUCGUAAAGGAGAGCAACGUGCCAAUAGGUGUUAUGACAGAGAAUCGGAUCGAGCAAAAGGAUGCUCUCCUGGCUAGCCUUGACCUCAAAGAUCUGAGGCUAGGAAUUGGUGGAGAAGAGAAAUAUUUCAGCGAGGAGGAAAUCGGUGACAUAACUACCGAGAGGCGAUGGGUAACGGUCAAGGCACAUAGCAACAUCUUCUACUAUCAGAAAAGGUACAAUUUUCUGAGUCAAUUAUGGCCCUUUGUAUAUGCCGAGAAUAAGCUGUGGGUUGCGGCUUUGCCUGGCUCUACGAAGCCGAGCACUAUAGAUACCCCAUUUUCUGUGAUGGCGGAUGAGUUUCUUGCGGUUCCCGAUAAGCUGGAAGGAGAGGGGAAAGUAACUACCGUCGAAGCUGCAAAGCUCUUCAGGAUGGGCGACUAUCCUCUUCGGCCGGGCUCCCCUAAUCUCGAGAACAAGCGUAUCGUGUCAGAGGUUUCCCAAUUGCGCGCUAGGGGUUGCUCAGUAUGCACCAGUUGAGGCGGUCUGUUUAUCGAUUUCCAUAAUAAUCAAAUCUUGCACGAUAUCCAAGCUGUGGAGCCUCGCAAGUUUGUGAAUUUUACUACUACCUCUUGUCUUCUGUGGCUAUACCUCAUGAUAUUUACCGAGUAGUGGCAUAAGGAAACUAAAAAUGAAUAGCUUUGUAUUGCUGACAAUGA